Molecule: messenger RNA, 1071 nt
Organism: Lachancea thermotolerans CBS 6340
Lineage: Eukaryota; Fungi; Ascomycota; Saccharomycetes; Saccharomycetales; Saccharomycetaceae
Gene: TLG2
Product: t-SNARE syntaxin TLG2
Exons: 1
Coding region: 1-1071 (356 amino acids)
Biological process (GO): intracellular protein transport; vesicle fusion; vesicle-mediated transport
Cellular component (GO): endomembrane system; membrane; SNARE complex
Molecular function (GO): SNARE binding; SNAP receptor activity
Source: RefSeq, a predicted model, not a curated record
AUGUUCAGGGACAGAACCAAUCUCUUCCUAUCCUAUCGCCGAACUUUCCCGCGUAAUCGAUAUAACAAUUCGGACGCUUUAACGAGCUUUGAUCUCGAGGAAAAUGGGGUCGAAGAGUCCUAUCCGAUGAUCGACUCGAAAAAGGACGUGCCAACAUUGUCAGGUCAGUUCUUGAAUCUCACGCAGGAAGUCGACAGAAACUUGGAUGAAGCUGGAACAAAAAUGCUUCAGCUAACCAAGCUGUACCGCAAAAAUGCGCUACCAGGGUUCGAAGAUAAAGUCUCUGACGAGCAAGAGAUCGAGGAGCAUAGCUACCAAAUAAUAAAAAUGUUUCAACAGAGUUACGCUAUCAUAAAAUCUCUCCAGUCGAUACAAACUGCUCAAACUUUUAGAGGGCAGAGCCUGAGGAAGGGAGAUUUGGUCGUAGUGGAUAACUUGCAAAAGCACUACGCAAGCAAGAUACAAUCAAGUUCAAAUAAGUUCAGGAUGUUGCAGAAUAACUACUUGAAGUUUCUGAACAAAGACGACUUCAAGCCUUUGCCUCGAGCAUCAACAGACGGCGACGCACUACUUGUUCUAGAGGAAGAAGAAACAAAUGCCGCGACACAACAGGAAAUAGACUCAUACUCGCGACAGACUUUGCAAAGGCAAACGCAGAGACAGAGCCAGGGACAGAGUACACAAUUCCUACAACGCGAGGAGGAAAUUACGCAGCUUGCUCGUGGUGUCCUCGAGGUGAGUACUAUCUUCCGUGAAAUGCAAAACCUUGUUAUUGAUCAGGGCACAAUAAUAGACCGAAUCGAUUACAAUUUAGAAAACACCGUGCUUGAACUUAAGGGGGCGCAAAGAGAGCUCGACCGUGCCACUGUGUACCAGAGCAGGACUCAAAAGUGCAAAGUAAUAUUACUUCUCUCUCUUGUCGUGAUAACUCUAUUCUUCUUUGUGAUGCUAAAACCUCAUCACCACAGCGAAAGCAGUAAGAAAGACCCCCCUCAACCAAAACAGAAUUCAUCACAAGGCGAAGGCAAAGGUGAAAUUUCUGACGGAGAUACCAAGCCAAAAAAAAGGUAG